UUACAACCUUUUAGGUUUAAUGCUUGUGCUGAAACUCCAGAGCUUCUGAAAGCUAUAGAAUGCCUUAUUGCGAGAUCUGGUAGAGGUUUUUGCUUUGCCAGUUUGGUGGGAGAUCGUUUGGAGAGAGGAUGUUCUUUGACUCUUUCAGAUCAAGUAAAUUGCCUGGCCAAUCCAAAUUGUCACUUGUGCGAUCCCUUGGAACAACCCCGCUGCAAUGAUCAACUUAUAAAAGCAGAUUCCUCAACCACUCAAGACCCAGCGGAAUCCACUAGUUCAUCAACUGAGUCUACACCUAGUUCAACAAUAACAACAGAAUCAACAUCGAGUUCUUCAACAAGUUCAACAACAAGUUCUUCAACAAGUUCUUCAACAAGUUCCUCCACAAGUUCUUCUACAAGUUCUUCCACAAGUUCUUCAACAAGUUCAUCCACAAAACCACCAGAAACUACCCAAUCAACCACAGAACCUUCGACAACCGAGGAGAUCCCAACAACAACGGAAACACCCAGUUCGGCAUUUGAUUUACGUGCUUCCAUGUUCCUAAUAUUUACUCAAUUGGCAUGUUUUGGCGUGUUUUUUUGCUUUUGCGGCAGAGAAUUUCAGUGCAAAACAGAGAAACGUCAGGCGUAAGAGCGCUGCGCGCCAACUUCGUGUUUUUUGCACUUACACU
Messenger RNA from Drosophila subpulchrella, 670 nucleotides. RefSeq names its product putative protein TPRXL. The record is from RefSeq and is a predicted model, not a curated record. Lineage: Eukaryota; Metazoa; Arthropoda; Insecta; Diptera; Drosophilidae. The transcript has a single exon. The annotation marks the transcript as partial.